This is a messenger RNA of Lolium perenne, 956 nucleotides long. NCBI's taxonomy places the organism in Eukaryota, Viridiplantae, Streptophyta, Magnoliopsida, Poales, Poaceae. The record is from RefSeq and is a predicted model, not a curated record.
CGUCCCGUGUAGUCCAGGGGCAAUUCGUACGAGGAGCAGCGCAGGAGGCGGGUCAAGGACAACAAGCGCAAGCUAGAUGAGCUGGGGCUGCACAACCUCUCCGCCGCCGUCCGCCAGGCCACCGCCGAGCCCAUGCCGACCAAGCUGGCGAAGCCGCGGAAUCCGGUGAUGGACGUCCCGACCCGGCGCUCUGGCCGCAUCGCCAACAUCGCAGAGCAGCCCGAUUACAACCCUGAAAAGGCACAACGCGUUCGUUAUCCAGCUCCAGAGUAUGCGACCAAGGAACAGAGAGCCUACGGGAUCGCCAAGGCCCAAGAGCUCAAGGACCAGCUGGGCUCUGACUACCCCGCCUUCAUCAAGCCCUUGUCCCACGGCUAUGCCGCCAAAUCAGACAGUCUGAAAAUCCCGAUGAACUUCAGGGAGCAUCUCCCGGUGCGUCAUGAGAUGAUGGUUUUGGUGGAUGAGAUGAAUAACGAGUUUCACCUGUUAUAUUCCUUCAAAAAGCACGGACCUGACCAAUACAACCAUAGGAUUAACCAGUGGAAAGGAUUUGCUGCUGACCACCAGCUGGCUGAUGGUGACUGCUUGGUGUUCCAGCUCAUAGAGAGCACAAAGUUCAAGGUUUAUAUAUUUAGAGCGAGUUCUUACAACAAAAAUGACCACUGAUGGUGUCAGCUUCCAGUAUUGCCAGCGGAGAAGGUGUAUGCGUAUGUUCAAUUGGGAUGGGCAGCUGAGAACUUGCCUGAGGGUGACGGCUCUCAAACCUAAGGAGAUGGACAUGAGCAUCUGUCAUUUUGAUCAAAGUGGUACCCGAAACGAAACGCCCGAUGCAUCAGUUGAUUGUUCUGUUAGGGAAAGCUAGCCUUAUGGUUGAUGUUGUUGGUUAACAAACUUGUUUGGUCAGUAGCUGUUUUAGUGCCAAUGUUUGUAGUUUACAUGUUUUCAUUUCCUUGAUU